GACCCAAUGCCUAAAACUACCGAAAAGGCUACAAGGACCUAAGCCUUCGACAUCGACGAACCGCGAACGCCAAGGAAGAAGGAGCGCCGACGCUGACCGCCGACCGCAGACCGCCGACUCUGACCGCCGACGCUUGGACGCCUGCCUCCCUACCCCUUCAGCCUUCUCGGAUUCUCGCCAAUCUCGGAUUUUCAGAUCUCAGUCCUGCCUUCUGGUGCAGACCGUUUUUUCGUCCGUGCAGUGGUGCGUCGUGAGGCUUCAGUCUUCAGUGCGGACUCACCGGACUGCCUCACCGCUUCAGCCUUCAGGGCUCCUGGAUUCAGUGGAGCUUAGCAAUAACAGAAUUCUUGUACAGCCAUGGAGGUGGAAGAUGAAGUGGUUGGUUCUCUGGAGAAAUCAGAGCUAUCUAGGAAGUCUAAGAAACGGAAGGAGAAGAUCAAUGAUAUUGCAGCUGGCAAUCCUAUUCAUAGUGUGAAGGAUGUGGGAGCUAAGGGACAUAAAAGCAUUGAGAAGGAAAAUUUGAAAAAAAUGAAGCGUGAUAACGAUGGUGUUGAGAAAAGGAAGAAAACUGCAAGAGAUGAUGCAGGCACAACGCUUUCUGAUGAUACUUAUGGAGUUGCCUCUAUGAAAACUGAAAAGAGGAAAAGGAAGAAAGCUGCAACAGAUGAUGCAGGGGUAGUACUUUUUGAUGAUACCAAUGGAGUUACUUUCAAGAAAACAGAAAAGAGGAAAAGAAAGAGGGGAGAUGAAAUUAGUGAAAAAAGGAUUCAAGAGAACAACAGGAAAGAUGAGCAGAAGGUAGGAACAGUGGCUGGUGAUGACUAUGAAAAGGUCAAAAAGAAGAAGAAAAAGAACAAGACUCAAAAGACGGAGGAUGAUUAUGGAUCUCAUGAAGUGUCCCAUGAUGUGGGAGUUAAGGGACAUAACAUCAUUGAGAAGGAAAAUUUGAAAAAAAUGAAGCGUGAUAAUGAUGGUGUUGAUAAAAGGAAGAAAACUGCAAGAGAUGGUGCAGGCAUUACGCUUUCUGAUGAUACUUAUGGAGUUGCCUCUAUGAAAACUGAAAAGAGGAAAAGGAAGAAAGCUGCAACAGAUGAUGCAGGGGUAGUACUUUCUGAUGAUACGAAUGGAGUUACUUUCAAGAAAACAGAAAAGAGGAAAAGAAAGAGGGGAGAUGAAAUUAGUGAAAAAAGGAUUCAAGAGAACAACAGGAAAGAUGAGCAGCAGGUAGGAACAGUGACUGGUGAUGACUAUGAAAAGGUCAAAAAGAAGAAGAAAAGGAACAAGACUCAAAAGACGGAGGAUGACUAUGGAUCUCAUGAAGUGUCCCAUGAUAAAGAUACUACACAUGAUAUUUCUGUAGAUGCUGGAGGUCACAUGCAUCAAGCUGAAACUAAGGCUUCUGAAAGUAAUAGGAAAAAUGAGGGCAGAGUGGACAAGGCCAAGAAGAAGAAGAAGAAGAACAAGAAAAAGAAGAGGGGUCAUGAUGUGGGAUCAUUAGAUGGAGAAAGAGAUAGUAAUAUUAAUGGAAAACAGGUAAACCGUAAUAGUUCUAAAGGAAAAAAACAGAAAAGUAGCAAGAAGAAUGUGACCUUUUCCAGUGAGGUGGAGGUAUUUCCUGCGUCUAAUUUUUCUGAGGGCGGGAAUGAUCAAAAUGAAGAAGUGAAGCUGGUUCGAGGUAAGCGGUUCUCUAAAGAAGAAGAUAAGAUAAUAAAAAAAGCUGUUUAUAACUAUAUUGAGAUGCAUGGUCUAGGGGAGGAAGGAUUGGAUAUGGUGUUAAACAGUAAAUCUUACCCUGAAGUAAGACACUGUUGGAAGGAUAUAGCAGCUGCCAUACCUUAUCGCCCUUUAGAAGCUGUGUAUCAUCGUACUCAAGUCCUAUUCCGGAGGCUUGAAAACCACAAAUGGAGCGAAGAAGAGAAGCAACUGGUACUAAAACAUCAGAAAUUAAAAGGGAAUCAGUGGAGAGAACUCGCUGAUGCACUCGGGUCACAUAGGUUUCAUGUGAAGGAUUUAUGGCGCAGAAUACACUUGCCUAACCUGAAGAGAGGACACUGGUCUCAGGAUGAGUACCAGAACUUGUUUGACUUAGUCAACAAAGAUCUGCAAUUGAGGAUUUCUGAAGAAAAGAAAUCUAAGCAUGGUAUGCUACGAGACAAUGUGGCUUGGACCGCUAUUAGUAAUAAGUUAUCCACACGCACUGAUUCGGUUUGCUGUGUGAAGUGGUACGGCCAGCUGUCAUCACCUAUGGUGGCUGAAGGGAUAUGGGAGGACACUGAUGAUUUUCGUAUGAUCGAUGCACUUUAUAGAAUGGAUGCGACAUGUGUGGAUAAUGUGGACUGGGAUAAUCUUCUGGAACAUAGGCCUGGAGAUAUCUGUUUGAAGCGUUGGAGGCAAAUGGUUCUUCACAUUGGUAGCUAUGCAAGCAAAUCCUUUUCAGAACAAGUUGAAGUGCUAGCUAAUAGGUACUGUCCUUCCCUAAUUGAAGCAAGAGAGAUUUGGGAUAACAAGCCUGUUGUGUCCUGAGUGUGUCAACACCUUAAUGUUAUAUACCAUGAAAAUCUUAAUGAAUAUGUUUUGCAUAAAUGGCAUUCCCACCGCUUGUUAGUUUUCCUUGACCAUGAAAGAUUCAUGUUGUGUGUCAUUUUUUUGUUGUUGAUGGUUGUACUGUUUUGUUGCUCAGUUUCUGUUUAUUUACGUUUUAAAGCACAUUCAUAGUUGGAAGUUAAAAACUCAAAAUAGCUACAGCUUAACUUGGUAAUAUUUAAUGCUAUUCUAGCUUUUCU
Cuscuta epithymum is the source of this 2783-nucleotide messenger RNA. Lineage: Eukaryota; Viridiplantae; Streptophyta; Magnoliopsida; Solanales; Convolvulaceae. The record is from the annotation of a GenBank genome assembly.